CGCACAGGGCGGAGCCGGUUCCGCUGCUUGAGGUGUGCGGUGUCAUGGCGGCGGCCGAGGGCCAGGCGGGGGCUACGGCGCUCGCAGCCUCCGUGCAGGACUUCGUGACCGGGCAGCAGGACGGCCGCGCCGCUGAGGUGGCGGCAGGGUUGAAAGAUGGAAGCUGGACUGUGCUGCAGCUUAUAGAAGCCCUGGGGUUUUGCCUGGAGAACACAGAUCCUCGGAUGCGAGGCCGAGGCAUGCAGCUGCUGUCACAAGUCCUGCUCCAGUGUUACUCCCUGCUCCAGGAGAAGGAAGUGCUGCAUCUGGUCCUGUUCUAUGAGAACCGCCUGCAAGAUCAUCACCUUGUGAUUCCCUCGGUGCUCCAGGGACUCCGAGCACUGAGCAUGUGUGAGGUGCUGUCCCCAGGGCUAGCGGUGUCUGUGCUCAAAGCCAUCUUCCAGGAGGUACAUGUGCAGUCCCUGCUGCAGCUGGACCGCCACACAGUCUACAGCAUCAUCACCAACUUCAUGGGCACCAGGGAGGAAGAGCUGAAGGGCCUUGGUGCUGACUUCACCUUCGGCUUCAUCCAGGUGAUGGAUGGGGAGAAGGAUCCCCGCAAUCUGCUGGUGGCUUUCCAGAUUGUGCGUGAUCUCAUUGCCAAGAACUAUGCCCUGGGUCCCUUUGUGGAGGAGCUGUUUGAAGUUACAUCCUGUUACUUCCCCAUUGAUUUUACUCCACCUCCUAAUGAUCCACACGGCAUCCAGAGGGAAGACCUGAUCCUGAGCCUUCGGGCUGUGCUGGCCUCCACACCCCAAUUUGCUGAGUUCCUUCUCCCUCUGCUCAUUGAGAAGAUGGACUCAGACCUGCAAAGUGCCAAGCUUGAUGCCCUGCAGACUCUGACUGCCUGCUGUGCCAUCUACGGGCAGAAGGAGCUGCAGGAAUUCCUCCCCAGCCUUUGGUCAUCCCUGCGCAGGGAGGUGUUCCAGACAGCGAGUGAGAAGGUGGAGGCUGAGAGCCUGACUGCCCUGCACGCCCUCGCUGCCUGCCUGUCCCGCUCUGUGCUCAGCUCUGAUACUGAGGAUCUGCUGGAUUCCUUCCUCGGCAGCAUCCUGCAAGAUUGCAGGCACCAUCUCUGUGAGCCUGACAUGAAGCUUGUGUGGCCAAGUGCCAAGCUCCUGCAGGCAGCAGCAGGCGCCUCCCUGCGUGCCUGCCACCACGUCACCCGCAGCGUUUUGCCCCUGCUGCUGGAGCAGUACACCAAGCACCCACAGAGCAGCCAGAGGAGGACAAUCCUGGAAAUGCUGCUGGGCUUCUUGGAGCUGCAGCAGAAAUGGGGACAUGUGGAAGAAGAGGAGAGCACUCUGCUGUCACUCCAGGCCCCUGUUUGCACUGUGGUGUUCUCAGCACUGACGGACCCCAGUGUGCAGCUGCAGCUGGUUGGGAUCAGGGCACUGACUGUCCUGGGCUCUCUGCAAGGCUUCCUGUCUCCCUCUGACCUGGAGCUGGUUGUGGAUCACCUCAUUCGUCUCGCUCUGUGUGAGGAGGAUUCCCAGAGCAGUGAAGCAGCAAUGGAGGCAAUAGGAUCUCUGGCCCCUAUCUACCCAAAGGUUUUCUCUGGACGCAUGGUACCCAGGCUUGAAGAGGAGCUGCAGUCAGAGUGCAAGGAGGAGAGCUCCCGUGACCGUUGCUCCGUGCAGCAGCGCUGCCUGCAGGCCCUGGCUGCUGUGUCCACACACACCAGCAUCGUGAGGGAGACUGUCCCUGUCCUCCUGCAGCACCUCCGGAAGGUGCAGAAAGGGAGCGAGGCCGGGAGCGCACAAGACAUCAUCUCCGUGUGCCAGAGCCUGCACCGCGUGGCGGUGCAGUGCCAGCAGGACGCCGGGAGCUGCUGGUUCUACCACCAGACGGUGGUGCCCUGCCUGCUGGCCAUGGCCGUGCAGGCUGCCAUGCAAGAGAGCACCCACCCGCCGCUGGGCAAGGUACUGCUGCAGGAAGAGGUGCUGGCUGCCAUGGUCCCAGUCAUCAGCGCUGCCACCACUCACCUGAGCCCUGAGCUGGCUGCCCAGAGUGUGUCUCAUGUGGUGCCCCUCUUCUUGAAUGGAGAGGUCUCUUUCCUGCCCCAGAACAGUUUUCCCUGCUCCUUCCAGCCCUUCCAGGAUGGAGAGUGCUUGGAAGCACAGAGACGCCUGGUCGCCCUCCUCAUGGCCUUUGUCUGCUCCUUGCCCCGCAAUGUGGCAAUUCCUCAGCAGGAAUGGCUGCUCCGGGAACUGCUGGCGCUGAGCUGCUCCUGCAACUGCCCCUUCACUGCCACCACAGCUGCCAAGUGUUUUGCGGGGCUAGUGAACAAGCACCCUGCAGGGCAGCAGCUGGAUGAGAUCCUGCAGCUUGCAGUGAACAGGAUAGAGCCUGGCUUGGUGGAGGGGCUGCACCGGACACAGGCUCUCACCCUGCUGCUGUGGGUGACCAAAGCCCUGGUGCUGCGCUACCACCCCCUGAGCUCCCACCUGACAGAUAAGCUGCUGGGCCUGCUGAGCGACACAGAGCUGGGCCCUGCUGCAGCCGAUGGCUUCUCCCUGCUGAUGGCCGAGUCCCCGGAUGUGCUGCACAAGGGCUGCCACGCAGACGUGCGCAUCAUGUUCCGACAGCGCUUCUUCACUGACAACGUCCCCAAGCUGGUGCAGGGCUUCCACGGGGCUGGCCCAGACGUGAAGGCCAAUUACCUGAAGGGCCUGUCCCAUGUGCUCAACCAUCUCCCUAAGCCUGUGCUGGUGACAGAGCUGCCCAUGCUGCUUUCCCUCCUCCUCGAGGCCUUAUCCUGCUCAGACCGUGUGGUGCAGCUUUCUACACUGAGCUGCCUCCAGCCACUGCUGCUUGAAGCUCCCCAGAUCAUGAGCCUGCAUGUUGACACACUGGUCACUAAAUUCCUCAGCCUCACCUCCAGCCCCACCAUGGCUGUCCGCAUCGCCGCCCUGCGCUGUGCCCAUGCGCUUACCAGCCUGCCCACAAUAGUGCUGCUCCCAUACAAGGCUCGAGUUAUCCGGGCACUGGCCAAGCCUUUGGAUGACAAGAAGAGGCUGGUGCGGAAGGAGGCAGUGGCAGCACGGGGGGAAUGGUUCCUGCUGGGCAGCCCAGGCAGGUGAAUGCCCUGAAUCCCCUCCCUGUGCUGAUCGACGAUCUGACCAGCCCCCUGAUACCCCACCAUACCAUGGACCCUUGGAGCCCAGUUACUGCCCCAUGGGCCAGGGCUGGAGCCUGGAAGCCGGCAGGCAGGACCCUCACUGCGACACCUUCUCAGCACGCCCAGCGGGCAAGGAGCUGUGCCACUUGUGACUUACCCACCUUCUGCUGCAGCAUGGACAAUGACAGACAGACUGGCCAUGUGUGAGUGGAGAGGGCAGGCCUGUGCACACAUGUGCGGUGUGUGGCAGCCCACACACCAGAGGAAUAAAUAUCUCCAUUUUGGUAA
Molecule: messenger RNA, 3448 nt
Organism: Pezoporus occidentalis (night parrot)
Lineage: Eukaryota; Metazoa; Chordata; Aves; Psittaciformes; Psittacidae
Gene: MMS19
Product: MMS19 homolog, cytosolic iron-sulfur assembly component
Exons: 31
Coding region: 45-3122 (1025 amino acids)
Biological process (GO): iron-sulfur cluster assembly
Cellular component (GO): MMXD complex; cytosolic [4Fe-4S] assembly targeting complex
Source: RefSeq, a predicted model, not a curated record